Molecule: messenger RNA, 1290 nt
Organism: Penicillium diatomitis
Lineage: Eukaryota; Fungi; Ascomycota; Eurotiomycetes; Eurotiales; Aspergillaceae
Product: glycoside hydrolase family 18 protein
Exons: 6
Coding region: 1-1290 (429 amino acids)
Biological process (GO): carbohydrate metabolic process; chitin catabolic process
Cellular component (GO): extracellular region
Molecular function (GO): chitin binding; chitinase activity
Source: RefSeq, a predicted model, not a curated record
AUGCGCUUCUUUCUUCCCCUCGUCCUCGGCCUUGCAUGGCUGGUGGAAGGUGCAGUCAUUCCUUCUCAUCAUAUCAAUGGCACCGAGCUUGAGGCUCGUGCUUCCGCUGGAUAUCGCUCUGUUGCAUACUUUGUCAACUGGGCUAUCUAUGGCCGAAACUUCAACCCCCAGGACCUUCCUGCUGAGAGACUGACCCACGUUCUCUACGCUUUUGCCAAUGUCCACCCAGACACUGGAGAGGUCUACCUUUCCGACUCUUGGGCGGACACUGACAAGCACUACCCUGGAGAUUCGUGGAGCGAGACCGGAAACAAUGUCUAUGGCUGUGUCAAGCAGCUGUUCCUUCUCAAGCAGAGAAACCGCAAGCUGAAAGUCCUACUAUCCAUUGGUGGCUGGACAUACUCGAGCAACUUUGCCGCACCUUUGAGCACCGCCUCUGGAAGGGCCACUUUUGCCUCGUCCGCAACAGACUUGGUGAAGAACCUUGGUUUUGAUGGAGUGGAUAUUGAUUGGGAGUACCCUGCCAACAGCGCCCAAGCAGACAACAUGGUCUCUACCUUGCAGCAACUCCGCUCGUCUUUGGAUACCUACAGUGCGGCGAAUGCGAACAAUUAUCACUUCGAAAUCACCGUCGCUUGCCCUGCAGGUCCGUCAAACUACCAGCAGUUGCAUAUGGCUCAGAUGGACAAGUAUUUGGACUUUUGGAACUUGAUGGCCUAUGAUUACUCCGGAAGCUGGGACACUAUCGCAGGCCACGAUGCCAAUACUUUCGCCUCGACGAGCAACCCCGCGAGUACACCCUUCAACACCGACCAGGCAAUCAGCUACUACACGGCCAACGGUGUUGCUGCGAAUAAGAUUGUCAUGGGAAUGCCCCUUUACGGCCGCUCAUUCAUGAGCACCGAUGGGCCCGGUAAACCUUUCAGUGGCGUGGGAAGUGGCAGCUGGGAGAAUGGUGUUUGGGACUACAAGGCCUUGCCCUUGACCGGCGCAUCUGUCAAUUUCCUGAGUCAAGAAAUAGCGAGCUAUAGCUAUGACUCCGCCCAACGCAUGAUGGUCAGCUAUGACACUCCCCAGGUUGCCCAGCUCAAGGCACAGUAUAUUCAGUCCAAGGGACUUGGCGGAGGCAUGUGGUGGGAGAGCAGCAGCGACAAGACUGGCUCUGACAGUCUGAUCACCACUGUUGUGAACCAAUUCGGCGGCGUCGGUGCUCUAGACCAAAGCCCGAAUCAGCUGAGUUACCCAGUCUCCAGCUAUGACAACUUGAAGGCUGGCUUUCCAUCAAGCUGA